AUGAGUUCGGAUAGCAACGCAGAAAAGGAUCCUCGGUUGGAACGAAUCCUUCAAGUGCUUGCCAAUGUCGGAAGUCUAAUGGAGAAGCAGGAGCUACAACGAGCUGCCUCUAGCUCUGGUAAUGGCGAACGUCGUUUACAAGGUCUGAUUGAACAAUUUUUGAAGUUGAAACCACCCCGGUUUGCUGGAACUAAAAAUCCUGAAGAGACAAAAUCGUGGAUAGAUGAGAUGGAGAAGAUAGUCAAUCUACUAGAUUGUAAUGACACCGACAAAAUAGCCCUAGCUGAAUAUCAACUUCAAGAAAAUGCCAUACACUGGUGGAAGGCCUCUAAGGAAACUAUGAUUUCAACUGACACUAUCGUAACUUGGGAUGGUUUUGUCAAGGCAUUUUUCUGGAAAUAUUUCUCGGAUUAUGCCCGGGAUAGGAAGAUAAUGGAAUUUAUGCAACUCAAACAGAAUAACCUAACUGUGGAUCAAUAUGAAGCCAAAUUUACGGAACUUUCAAGGUUUGCCCCCAAGUUGGUAGAAGACAGGGAAGACAAAGCCAAGAGAUUUUGGGAUGACUUGAGAUCAAAUAUCAGGAAUAAGCUAGUGCCCUUAAACCUAAAAGAUUAUAAUGAGUUGUACGAACACGCACGAUUUGUGGAAAAAAAAAGAUUUGGCGGAGUCAGUAGAGACAACACAGACUUCCCAGGCGCGACCUAA
Messenger RNA from Syzygium oleosum, 705 nucleotides. RefSeq lists its product as uncharacterized. NCBI's taxonomy places the organism in Eukaryota, Viridiplantae, Streptophyta, Magnoliopsida, Myrtales, Myrtaceae. Bases 1 to 705 code for a protein of 234 amino acids. The transcript has a single exon. The record is from RefSeq and is a predicted model, not a curated record.